Messenger RNA from Ictalurus punctatus (channel catfish), 4588 nucleotides. RefSeq names its product limbic system associated membrane protein (gene lsamp). The transcript has 7 exons. NCBI's taxonomy places the organism in Eukaryota, Metazoa, Chordata, Actinopteri, Siluriformes, Ictaluridae. Gene Ontology annotation, cellular component: neuron projection. The record is from RefSeq and is a predicted model, not a curated record. The coding region runs from base 583 to 1602 and encodes 339 amino acids.
UUCAUUACUUACUAUUUAGUAUGUAAAAGGUUUAUCUUUUAUUGCAAUAUUUCUCAGCGUAUUUGCAUCAAGCCGUGUUUGCUUGUUUGUUUGCAUUCAUUUGCAUAAAGGCGGGGUUUGCGAAGGCGCGCGCGUGAGUAUCCCGUUGCCGUGACGACCGGGAAAGCGUGCCAACCGCGCGCUCGCGCAGGGGGGCAGCACCAUCAGCAGCGGCGGCAGCGCGAGCGGCAGCAGCGAUGUAUAGCGGUGCAGCGGGAGCGCGCGCACAGACCGCGGAGAGAGAGAGCGCGCGCUCCGAAUCCACUCAGGCUGUGCCUCCUCGCGCAGCGAGCGGCGCAUCAUCACGGACCGGAUCUCUGCGGCUCCUGUGUUUAUUUUUUGUACCCCUGAACUCGCGUUUUUUUUCAGAGCGAAUCCGCGCACAAAAGUGAGAGAAUUUUUUAGGAAACAGUUUCGGGACGGUUUGCAAAGCCACUCGAGCGCUUUUCAUCACCUUUAUUUUGAGCACGCACAUACUUUUUUCCCCUCCUCUUCUCUUCUCUGUCUUUCUCUUGGAUCUAUCGCCGCGUGUUGUGUGCCGUGAUGUCAGUGCGGAGGAACGCGUGCUGCUGGUGCCACUUGCACGCGACCCUGUUCCGACUGCUGUGUGUUCUUCUGCCCGCAGGCUUUCCCGCACGGAGCGUGGACGUUCAGCGCGCGACGGACAACAUCACCGUGCGCCAGGGAGACACAGCCGUCAUCAGGUGUUAUGUAGAUGACAAGGUGUCCAAAGUGGCCUGGCUUAACCGCUCCAACAUCAUCUUCGCCAGCGAGGACAAGUGGUCCCUUGACCCCCGUGUGGACUUGGUGACAAAGGGCCAGCUUGAGUACAGCCUGCGCAUUCAGAAGGUGGAUGUAUAUGACGAGGGGCCCUAUACCUGCUCGAUCCAGACCAAGCAGCAGCCCAAGACCUCACAGGUUUACCUUAUUGUACAAGUUCCAGCCUUAAUUUACAGAGUGUCAGAGGACGUAACGGUGAACGAAGGCAGUAACGUCACCCUAAGCUGUCUUGCUAAUGGUCGGCCCGAUCCGUCCAUCACCUGGAGGCUGCUCAACCCAUCAGCUGAGACCCUGGACGUGGGUGAGUAUUUGGAAAUUUCCGGCAUCAUGCGCACUCAGGCCGGCCGCUACGAGUGUAAGGCUAACAACGACGUCGCUACACCCGACGUCAAGUACGUCAACGUGGUCGUCAACUAUCCACCUUUUAUUAAAGGGGCUAAGAGCUCGGAGACACAGGUGGGACGUCCCGGAGUUCUGCAGUGUGACGCCACAGCAGUGCCCAAACCAGAGUUCGAGUGGUACCGAGACGACAAGAGGCUGUCGAACAUGCAGGGGAUUAGUAUCCACAUCAUCGGCUCUCGCACUGAGCUCAUUGUGGCCAACGUCACAGAGGACGAUUACGGAAACUACACCUGCGUGGCCACCAACCGGCUGGGCAUACACAAUGCUAGUGUGUUUCUCUACAGACCUGGAACCGGGCGGGACAUCAAUGGCUCUGCCUCUGUGUGUCAGUCAUUGUGGCUUCUCCUUCUGCCCCUCCUCCUGCCUCUACUCAAGUGUUAAUGCUUAGCGCUGCACUCCUUCACCACAACGCUCCUUAUCCCGCUCUUCUUCAUUCCUCCUCUCACUCUAACUCCCGCCUUCUCCUCUCUCCGUCAGACUGUUUGCAUUUCCAUUCAGUAUAAACCGUGCCUCCUUGCACGCAAAUCUAGGUACACUUCCGAUUACAAAAGUUGAACAGAACGGGCUAGUCGUGUGCUUUAGUGUUGAAAUUUUCAAAAUGAGAAUGGAUUACCAGACCUGAAAAGAAGCAGCAAGAUGCUCUUUCUAUGAUAAAUUGUUAUUAUUUACUUGUUUUUUUUUUGUUUUUUUUUUUACUUUGGCUUGUUUUGUUACAUUCGCAAAAUCUAGCGAGAGCUAUAUAACGCUAACGGCAACGAAAUCAACCAAUUCGUUGAAAAAGUAACACAUACUGAAGGGAAUUUCUGGAUAAAUUGAUUCUAGUCUGUGUCGAAUGUGUACCAUGAAUGUCUAGCGUUAGACUUAGCAACUAACACUUAGCAUCAUUGUCUGGAAAGUAGCCAGUCAGUAACUUUUUUGGAACCUUUUGAAUCUUUGCAAAAUACUAUAAGAAGCACUCGGAAUGUCUCCUGGACUUUAUUAGCACCUCAUUCAGUUUGGGCUUACCAGCUAGCAGAUAUAUAUAUACGUAAUGCCUGACUCUAAAAGUGCUAAAAGGUAAACUGUAAGCUAACAGUGAAAAAUCUAACAAACUAGUCAGGAAUCUUUGUAUACAGCAGGCCUGUGAAAAGCUCUGAAAUAAAAACAUAGUGAGACCUCACUUCCUGUUAGCAAACUCAAAGUUAGUGAGGGAGCGUAGAUAGCUGCUGUGUAAUUGAAGCGGUUGAAUUUAAAAUGAAUGAACAAAUUUGGUUUGUGAGAGCAACACAUCCUCCACACUAUGACCUCACAAUUCACAAAUCCCUGUGUGGUGACUGUGAAAAAUGAAAUGUUAUAAAUGAAACGGUCAAUAUUAGCGCUUAGCAAGCCAAGGGUCUGAGGUAUGUUUUCAUAUGAAAUGGCUCUUGCUAGAAUUCCCACAGGUGAGAGUUUUAAUUAAAAGGGAAUCUCUUGUUGCACUACUUGAACAACAGAAUCAAAAACUGAGGGUGUGUGCCGAGAGAUGAUCGUUGUUAUUAUUUUUAUUUUAUUUUUGUUGUUGUUGUUUUACUCCACAUGUAAAACAAGUUCUGUUCUGACAUGUUGGGCGUCACUUUAAUGAAAUCUCAUUAAACCAUAUUAACCGUGUUUCUGCGGGGGGAAAAAAUGUUCCAUCACUUUACUGUGUCCAUUUGUGGAAAACGUACCAUACUGCUAAUCUGUGUGAGACUUUUUUUUUUGGACUGAAAUGUACGACACCAAUGAAUGCUCUGCUUCUUCUUCUUCUUAUUAUUAUUAUUAUUAUUAUUAUUAUUAAUAUUAUUAUUAUUAUUAAAAUAAUUCUCAUUUCUUUUAUGAAUUUUUCAAAUGGAAGCUCACAAAGCUGUUUUUUCUUUUUUUUUUUCAUUCAAGAUUUCAAUUAACGUUGUAUAUAUGUACUUGAAUCCAUUGUCCUUAUAUAUAAUUAUAUAUAUAUAUAUAUAAAUAUAUUAUUAAAAAAAAAUGAAUAUAUUAUGUCCAUGUUUCUUAAUAGGCUAGUGGAUUUGUCGAGGAUUAACUUGUAGUGUUGCAUCUCGGUGCACCCUGUAAGUAAAAUCGAUUAGGAGACAAAAAGAUUUUAAAUAUCGGGGGAAAAAAACAACGCGUUACUGUAACCUCUCGGGUGAAAGUUAGAGCAACUGUACCUUUGCGCUGAUCUUCAUAUUUUUCGUUUUUUUAUAUAACUUAACGAUGAUUCCAGUACAAAAAUGAGAAAAGCUAUGCGCUUGUUGCCAAAAAAAGUUUUUAAAAAUAAAUAAAUGAGGAAGCUGCAGUAUUGUGCCAUUUAAGAUGAAUUAUAAUGUUUGUUAUAAAAUUCUUUAUAAUUUCACUUGCUAGGUUUAUGUUAAGGCUACGUUUGGCAUUUUGUUUAAAUGCGACAUGGUUCUCCAUCAUAUUUGUCCACCUUGUAGAUUCAUUUAAAAAUCUUCGUAAAGUUACGAAGGAUGCUCGAUUUUUCUCCUUGACUUACGAUGUGCUUACACUGCGAGCCCCGCCCACAAUUGUGAUUGACAGCGCCAUCAGCCAAUGAGCUGGGUCGAUGCCUUGUUAAAUCUACAAACAUGUCUCUGUCCAAAAUGCUAGAAUUCAUGACUAGUUAGCAAAACUCCCCCAAAACCAAAACAACUCGUUACAAAUGGUGCCACGUUAACUAACUGUAGCUACACAGCUAUGUUAUCUGUAUUUAGAGGUCGUAUUUGUUAAGUUUCCCUUUUUUUUUUUUUGCAAGCAUUUAUGUGGUAGAGCGCUAACUCAUGGGUUACUAAACUAACAGGCGAUUAGCUAGCUACUACUAUUACUAACUAUGUUGGACAAUUCUAGCAUUUGGGAUACAGCCAUAGAACUGUGUGUGAUUGAACUUCUUCACAGUUUAGAGUAGGCGAAGCUAAUCAUAAAGGGCUAGUGAUUCCCUUUAGGCUAAAUUUUUUUCCCUCCCGCAAAAUAUUCAAACGAUUGCUUUACCUGAAUAAUUCCACAGUAUAUGUCCUCCUACUCUAAAAUGUGACUGUUUUGCGUCCCACCUGUUGAAUGCUGAUGUGCAAAUGUGUGUAUAUGUUUGAGUUUUAUGUGAAUGCACAGACUUACACAAGUUACCAGGUCCAGCUAACAAACAGCUGCCUCACGUGUUAGCCUUUCACGCCCACAUAACUAUGUUUUCCUGUACAUUUUUUGGUUGUUGUUUUUUUCCCCAUACGUAUCUGUGAAGUUUACACCCUCAUUACAUCGCAGCAACAUUUUGUAACAGCUUUGUUUUGUUCCAAGGUUACUGCAAUCAAUUUCUUAAAAAUCGUACGUACUGUAAAAGUACCGAUGAAACGUUCAGAAGCUAAAUAAAGUCAUUUGAAUUUGA